Molecule: messenger RNA, 7625 nt
Organism: Notolabrus celidotus (New Zealand spotty)
Lineage: Eukaryota; Metazoa; Chordata; Actinopteri; Labriformes; Labridae
Product: tenascin
Exons: 28
Coding region: 687-6956 (2089 amino acids)
Molecular function (GO): protein binding
Source: RefSeq, a predicted model, not a curated record
CUUCGCCACAGGAUCGCACAGCCUGCUGGAUGGGCACACGGUGUCGCCAGAGUUAGCUUGAAAAUGUUCCUGAAGUGUUUAGUUAACCACCAACUCUCGUUUCAACAUCUAAAAAUAAAACUUUUAAUUGUUUUAGUUAGCUAACUUUCAUUUAGCCUGUGUAGCCCUCUGGCUCAUGAGCUAACGGCUGUUGUUGCUCGCUAGCUUAGCAUUCCUGCUCCUGUUGUAAAGAAGAGGAGCAGAGAGCUUUCUGGAUGGCAGAAGGCAAAGAUGAAGAGAGGAAUCUCGUCCCCUCAGCCAUCAGGAGUUGGUUGAUUGUUUUAAAGACAGUGGGACGUCAGUGGCUCCAGCGUGGACAGUGUGACGUUUGUGUGACCUGCGGGUAACAUCUGCAGACAAUUCAUCCUCUGGACGGCGUGAACGAGCUGAACUCCAGGCUGAGCUGUGAGCGCUGAGGGAGGAUAAGAAGCCGGCUGAGGGAAGACUGGCAGAGCGUCCACCUUACAGGAGAGGCUGCAAGACGGAGCAGAGCAUCGUUUUCUUGGCUCGGAUGAAGGCGUGAAGUACUCGGAGGAGAGACUCGCCUCGUCUGCAGGGACCUUUCUGCAGGAGCACAGAUCCUUCACCACCAGCCAAGACGGGCCUUUAAUCAAGCUGAAAUAUAUCCCACUAUAUCCACGUCUAGCAUGGGUACAAGAGGCCUUCUGGGCUGCCUCCUCAUCACCGCCGCUGUGAUCAGCUCAUCACACGCUGGGCUUGUGAAGAAAAUCCUGCGGCAUCGACGGCAGACUCUAACGCCCACAGAUGAACACAACAUCAGCCUCCCCAGCGCGGACCAUCCUGUGGUUUUCAACCACGUCUACAACAUCAACGUCCCUGCCAGCUCUCUGUGUGCAGUGAACCUGGACUCUCCAGAGAGCACGCAGCUGCUCCCCAAUGAUGCCCCGAACUCCCUGGGCGAUGAAACCACUGAGCACACGGUGGAUGGGGAGAACCAGAUCGUGUUCACACAUCGCAUCAAUGUACCACGGCGGGCCUGUGGAUGUACCGAUGACAUGCCCGGCCUGAAAGACCUCAUGAGCCGGCUGGAGAUGCUGGAGGGAGAAGUGUCAGCGUUGAGAGAUCAGUGCAGUGUUGACGGAGGCUGCUGCAGUGCUCAGGCUAUAGGUGACGUGGGAACCAAACCUUACUGCAACGGUCACGGAAACUACAGCUCUGAAUCCUGCGGCUGCGUGUGUGAGUCCGGCUGGAAGGGCUCCAACUGCUCUGAACCCGAGUGUCCCAACAACUGCCAGGAGCGCGGCCGCUGCGUGGACGGAAAGUGUGAGUGCUUCAAAGGCUUCGGCGGAGAGGACUGCACUCUGGAGGUCUGCCCUCUGGACUGCGGGGAGUACGGCCAGUGUGUGGGAGGUGCGUGCGUCUGCUCCGAAGGUUACACCGGGGAAGACUGCUCGGAAACCAAGUGCCUCAACAACUGCCAAGGUCGCGGCCGCUGUGAAGAUGGAGAAUGCGUGUGUGAGGAACCCUGGACCGGCUUCGACUGCGGCGAACUCAUCUGCCCCAAAGACUGCUACGACCGUGGACGGUGUGUAAACGGGACCUGCUACUGCGACGAAGGAUUCACCGGGAAGGACUGCGGGGAACAAACCUGCCUCAACAACUGCAAUGGAAACGGCUUCUGCGUGGACGGACGCUGCGUCUGCAUCGCUGGUUUUAACGGGGAGGACUGCGCUCAGCUCACCUGCAUCAACGACUGUAACGGCAGAGGAAGCUGCUUCAACGGGCUGUGCAUCUGUGACACCGGAUACCAAGGCGAGGACUGCAGCCAGCUGGCGUGUCUGAACAACUGCAACCACAGAGGCCAGUGCAUAAACGGGCAGUGCUCCUGUGACGUUGGAUUCCAGGGAGACGAUUGCUCUGAGCUCUCCUGUCCCAGUAACUGCCUGAACAGAGGCCGGUGUGUUAACGGUCAGUGUGUGUGCGAGGAAGGCUUCGCUGGCGAGGACUGCAGCAUCAAGACCUGCCCCUCAAACUGCUACGGGCGCGGCGAAUGCAUCGACGGACGGUGCGUGUGUCACACAGGCUUCACAGGUAACGACUGCGGCGAACUGAGCUGCCCGAACAACUGCCAGAACCGCGGGCGCUGCGUCGAUGGACAGUGUGUGUGUGACGAAGGCUUCACAGGGGAGGACUGCAGUCAGAAAGCGUGUCUCAACGACUGCCUGGGCCGCGGUUACUGCGUCGACGGGGAGUGCGUCUGCAAUGACGGAUACACGGGAGAAGACUGCUCCGUGCUCGCCUGUCCGAGCAACUGCAACAACAGGGGGCGCUGCAUCAACGGGAAGUGUGCGUGCGAGAGCGGAUACGAAGGAGAGAGCUGCUCAGAGCUGAGCUGUCUCAACAACUGCCAGGACAAAGGGCGCUGUGAGAACGGUCAGUGCGUCUGUGAUGAGGGAUACAUCGGAGAGGACUGCUCAGAAGUGUCUCCUCCAAAGGACCUGACAGUCAGCGAGGUCACCAGUGAAACCGUGGACCUGGCUUGGAGCAAUGAGAUGUUGGUGACGGAGUACCUUGUGACGUUUGUGCCCACCAGUCCAGGUGGUCUCCUUCAGGAGUUCACCGUCACAGGAGACAGGACUGCUGCCACGGUCAAGGAGCUCGAGCCUGGACUGGAGUACCUGAUCAGUGUGUACGCUGUUCUGAGUAACAAGAAGAGCGUUCCCAUCAGCGCCAGGGUCGCCACAGCUCUUCCUCAGCCGCAGGGUCUCAUAUUCAAAUCAGUGCGAGAGACCUCGGUGGAGGUGGUUUGGGACCAGCUGGACUUCCCCUUUGAUGGCUGGGAGAUCUAUUUCCGCAACACGAAAGAAGAAAAUGGAAAAGUCUUCAGCGCGCUGCCGUCCUCACAGAACCAGUUCGUCCAGUCAGGCCUUGGACCAGGACAGGAGUACGAAGUCUCCAUCAACGUCAUGAAGAACGACACCCGAGGACCCCAAACGUCCAAAAGAGUCACGACCAAGAUCGACGGCCCCCAGCAGGUGGAGGUGAAGGACGUCACAGACUCUUCAGCCCUGGUCGGCUGGUCUCGGCCGGUGGCUGCCGUGGACGGAGUCACUCUUUCUUACGGGCCCAGCUACGACCCCUCAGAUAACACCAGUGUGGAGGUUCCCCCUCCGGACAAGCAGUACAGCAUCGACGGUCUGAAACCGGACACUGAGUACAGAGUGUCGCUCAUUUCCAAGAGAGGAGACGUCAGCAGUGAUCCCGUCACAACCACGUUCACCACAGCCCUGGACGCCCCCCAGGACCUGCAGGUUGUGUCCCAGACAGACAACAGCAUCUCUCUGGAGUGGAUGAACAGUCUCUCUGAUGUCAGCAGCUACCUAGUCAAAUACAGUCCCAUCUCUGGAAUGAGCCACAGCGAGGAUCUGGUCCCACGAGGACCAGGAGACUCCACAAAAAUGACGAUCAACAGGCUCAAGCCAGGGACGGAGUAUGGGAUCGGUGUGACGGCUGUGAAGGAAGAGAGGGAGAGCCUUCCUGCGACUACGAAUGCAGCAACUGACAUCGAUCCCCCCACAGAUUUCGAGGAGGCGGAGUCCACAGAGACCUCGCUCACCUUGAGGUGGCAGAAACCUGAGGCCAAGGUCAGCUUGUACAGGCUGGUGUACGUCUCCGGAGACGGACAGGUGGAGGAGGCGGAGAUCCCGGCCACGGCGACAAGCCACGUCCUGUCCAGCCUGACUCCUGGGAUGAGCUACAGCUUCACUUUGGCUGCAGAGCGGGGUCACAAGAGGAGCUCACCUGUGACACUGUCUGCAUCCACAGCCUCUUUCACAUUUUAUUUAGCUGACUCAGAUGACCGCGAGCUAGCGACUCCUACAGGCACAGAGGACAAUGUCAUUAGCUUUUCAAAUUUAGACCCCUCUGAGUCCCAGCUCUCUGGGACGGAGGAGCCUGAGGACGAGCAUGGACCGCUGACUAUUUCAGGCAUCACGCCUGAAGGAUUUGACCUCUCAUGGAAUCUGAACGCUCACGCUGUCCAUGAUAGUUUCACAGUAGAGUAUAAAGACGCUCGGCCAUUAUCAGACGUGAGAGAGAUUCAACUUCCUGGAAAUGCCACUGGGUCUAGAAUCGAUGGCCUCAGGGCAUCAACAGAGUAUCGAAUAAAACUCUUUGGAAUAAGCGGUAGCCAGAGAUCUGCGCUACUUGAAGCUGUUGCAGUCACAGCAACCGAGCCUACCUCAGCUGAUGUUCUCAUGCUGAGCAUCAAAAAUGCAUCAACAACCCCACAAACUCUGGAAACUCAGACCCCAGAGAGAGAAUCCCUGAACUCCAAGGCCCCUCCCACUGCAACGACUCCACCCAUAUCAAACACGCCUCCUCUUUCAGAGGCCCCUCCCACUGCAACGACUCCACCCAUUUCAAACACGCCUCCUCUUUCAGAGGCCCCUCCCACUGCAACGACUCCACCCAUUUCAAACACGCCUCCUCUUUCAGAGGCCCCACCCACUGCAACAACUCCACCCAGUUCAAACACGCCUCCUCAUUCAGAGGCUCCUCCCACUCCUGAUUCUGAUUCUGAAGUGAUGAGCUUCGGGGCUGAGCCUGAGAGCUCCGGGGCUGAGCCUGAGAGCUCCAGGGUCGAGCCUGAGAGCUCUCUCCUGAACUCUCUGGGAAACCUCACAGCAAAUGUUUCCUCCACCGGUGUAAGCCUGAGUUGGUCAGCGCCUGAUGAGGUGUUUGAUAACUUUUCGGUGGAGGUCAGCGAUCAAUCACAGGCAACAAAAACUCAUGUGAUCUCACUGCCGGGAGGUGAGAGGAGAGCUGAAAUUGAGGGUUUGGCCCCUUCUACACAGUAUAAUAUAAAAUUACAAGGCCUGGUGGAAGGGAAGAGAUCUCUUCCUCUCCAAGCUUUUGUCACUACAGAGGAGCUGAAGCCCAUGGUGGUGAACCUCACCAUCUCUGACAAAACAUGGGACGGCUUCACUGCGUCCUGGAUCCCCAGCAGUGGGGACUUUGAGAGCUUUGUGAUUGAAGUAACAAACUUGGAGAAUUUCGCAGAGAGCCAGAACCUCACUGUGUCCGGAGACGCUCUCAGCCUGGGCAUCUCCGGGCUCAAUCCCAACACCAGCUACAUGGUUGGUGUGUUUGGGAUGCAUGAGGGCUCCUACCUUGAACCCCUGUACAUUGAAGCAACCACAGAGGCUGAGCCGGAAGUGGAGCAUCUCUUUGUCUCGGACAUCACAGCCGACAGUUUCCGUCUGUCGUGGGCGGCUGACGACGACCUGUUCGACAGAUUUGUGAUCAAAUUAAGAGACAGCAAAAGAUUAGCCCAUCCUCAGGAGUACAGCGUCCUCGGAGAUGAACGCACCAAGGUGUUAACCGGACUCCUUGGUGGCACCGAGUAUGAAAUAGAGCUUUACGGUGUCACAUUGGACCAGCGCUCCCAACCUAUAACUGGGGUUGCUCAGACAGGUCUGAGCACUCCAAAGGGACUUCACUUCUCUGACGUGACUGAGUCCUCCGCUGUGGUUCACUGGUCCAUGUCUCGCUCUGCAGUGGAUAACUACAGAAUCACAUACGUGCCAUAUGAAGGAGGAAGCCCGAUGGCGUUGACUGUAGACGGCAGUGUGUUUGAAGCCUUACUGCCCAACAUGAUCCCGGGGAAAGUCUACCAGGUGACCGUGAGCGCCGUGAAGGGUCUGGAGGAAAGCGACCCCAGCACUGACACGGUGACCACAGGUCUGGACAAACCUCAGGGUCUGACUGUGGCUAAUGUCACCGACACCUCGGCCCUGCUGCUGUGGCAACCUUCAGUGGCCACGGUGGACGGAUACGUCAUCACUUACAGCGUCGAUUCAGUGUCCCCCAUGGUGGAGCAUGUUUCUGGGAACAUCGUGGAGUUCGAGAUGGACUCACUGUUUCCAGGAACCCUCUACACCGUCGGAGUUUAUGCAAUGAAAGAAGCACUGAAGAGUGACUCAGCUGAGACUGAGUUCACCACAGACGUGGACCCUCCUCGUGAUCUCACAGCUGUUAACAUUCAAACUGACAGCGCUACUCUCAACUGGAAACCUCCUCAGGCUGCUGUCACAGGUUACACUCUCACCUUCACCUCCACGGAUGGAACUAUCAGGGAGGUGGUGUUGAGCCCUACAGCGUCCUCAUACAGCAUGGGUCAGCUGAGCGGCUCCACAGAGUACAACGUCAGACUGCAGGCCAUCGCCGGAGCUCAGAGGAGUCGCCUCGUCAACACCGUCUUCACCACCAUCGGACAGCUGUACAAGCGGCCUAAGGACUGCGCUCAGAUUCUGCUGAACGGAGAGACCACUUCAGGUCUGUACACCAUCUACGUGGGGGGAGAGGAGACGCAGCCCAUCCAGGUUUACUGUGACAUGACGACAGACGGCGGGGGAUGGCUGGUUCUCCUCCGGCGCCAGAAUGGAAAGCUGGACUUCUACAGGAACUGGAAGAACUACACGGCCGGGUUUGGCAACAUGAAUAAUGAGUUCUGGCUCGGUCUCUCCAACCUCCAUAAAAUCACGAACUCUGGACAUUAUGAGAUGCGAGUAGACUUAAGGGAUAAAGGCGAGUCGGCCUACGCACAGUACGACAAACUGACGAUCGCAGAGCCAAGGACACGUUAUAAAAUCUACAUUGGAGCGUACAGUGGAACAGCAGGCGACUCCAUGACUUACCACCAAGGUCGACCUUUCUCCACCUACGACAACGAUAACGAUAUCGCCGUCACCAACUGCGCCUUGUCCUACAAAGGCGCCUUCUGGUAUAAAAACUGUCACCGGGUCAACCUCAUGGGGAAGUAUGGAGACGACAGUCACAGUAAGGGGAUCAACUGGUUCCACUGGAAGGGCCACGAGCACUCGAUCGAAUUUGCAGAGAUGAAGAUUAGGCCGGCCAACUUCAGGAAUUUCGAGAGCAGAAAAAAACGAUCAUAGACUCGUGAGCUCCCUCCCUGUUCACACCUCCACUCCAUACACAUACACACACACACACACACACACACACACACACACACAGACACAUUCCCACUGAACUUCUGUGUUCCCUCAUCCUCAAAUCAUUCUAUGACAAACAAAGACAAUCACACUGACAAACCUUCAUCGUGAUGUCGCACCAAAGAGUUAAAGUAUUAGUCGUUCUUUGUGAAGCCGUCCCAAUUUGGCUCUGACGUUUGUUUGAGAAGUAAGACGGUGAUUUCCCUGAGAGUGAUGGACUUAUAGUUUAUGGGUUUAUGGGACCAAACAUCUUUAAAAACAUGAGAAUCACCUGUAAAAAUAACACUCAUGAAACCUGUGAAUCAGUAUCAUGUCAAAGGCACAUAGCCACUCGGCGUCACAUCCCCCUAAAGAAAAGGGAAAGUCAUCCAGUGUUGAAGAAGUUCAGUUCCUACAUCUCAAAUUUAGAUGUUAAAGAUAAAAGUCGACACAUUUUAAAGAAUAAAAUUAGCUCUAUGAAAUGUCCUUUGUAUAUUUACUGCACAACCAAGAGACUGAUUGAACUGAAUUCAUAUUUAAAAUCAUGCUUCACUUAUUUUGAUAAAAAAAAUAAAAAGUUCAGAAUGAUGGUCUGCAGCCUUCAAUACGAAUAAAAUAUUACUUUGAUAA